AUGGCCUUGAGUUUAGCCUUGGAGAAGCACCCCAUGGCAGCAGCCCUUCGAGCCAUCCGGCCUAAAGGGCCCUUGAGCUUCCAGUCCCUGCCUGCAGCCCUGCGGCCGCUGGUCCGCGCCUAUCUCUUGGGCUAUGCCUCGGCCGUUGCGCCUCGGCUGUUGACGCUGAUGCUGCAGUUCAUCUCCAAGAAACGCAAGAGCGCAAAGAAGUAUCUCUCCUCGGACAAGGACGAACGGUCGUUCAAGGACUCGGCUUUCCGAAUCCUGCGGACAGGCCUGGAUCCACGACGCUUCCCCACGUUUUGUGCCGCCCUGGUGGGAGGCUCGACUUUGUUGCAGGAACCUCUGCUCAAAAUCAUCGGCCGCGUUGCCACCCAGCUCAGUACGACAUCACAACUCAGCCUCCAGCUUCUCCAGUCUAAGCAGACACAGACACCCCCAGCGUGGGCGGAUUCCGGUUUGGCUGCAGUGCAGCAAGGCUUGUCCGAAGCCUCAGCCGGCGGUUAUGGCGGUCGAACGCUUGACCUUACUCUCUUUGCUGUCACCCGCGCCGCCGACGUCCUCGUCGGCGAGCUGUGGUCUCAACGUCGCUCCCGUCGCAAGGCCACGGGCAAGUGGACGGUGAUUGAGCAAGUCAUGUCUCGUCUCAUGGACCCCGUCGUGUUUGCCGCCUCCUCGGGCCUCAUCAUGUGGGCGUGGUUCUACUCUCCAGACAGUUUGCCUCGCAGCUACAACAAGUGGAUUACGUCUGCCGCGUCUGUCGACCUACGCCUCAUCGAAGCUCUACGCCGGUGCAGAAACGGGGAGCUCGUCUACGGCAAGGAAACCGGCCAGGCGCCGCUGCUGGGCUCCAUGUGCGACGACUACGGCCUGCCUGCGGAAUGGGGCGACCCAGCCAAGGUCGUCCCGUUCCCCUGCGACAUCGUCCACAUGGGGUGUGGCCCGUCAUGCGAAUAUCAUGCUAUCAGCCGCUUCCUUCGUUCCUGGAAAUGGUCCAUGCUGACCUACUUACCCCUCGCCUUGGCCCUUCAACUACGCAACCCCAGGCGCAUCAAUCUCGUCAAGGCCAUCACCGGCUCUACCCGAUCAUCCACUUUUCUUGCUACCUUUAUAACCCUCUUUUACUACGGGGUGUGUCUAGCCCGCACUCGCCUCGGCCCCCGCGUCCUCGGCAAAGAAAUACCGAACCGCCAGCGAAUCGACGAGGGCGUAUGUGUCGGUGCUGGAUGCUGCCUCUGUGGAUGGAGCGUGUUCAUCGAGACGGCGGGUAGAAGGAAAGACAUGGCCCUGUUUGUGGCGCCGCGGGCACUGGCAACUUUGGUCCCUCGGCGGUAUCCCCUGGAGAAGCAAUGGCGAGAGAAGUUGAUAUUCGCAGCGAGCACGGCAGUCGUGUUUACUUGCGCCCUCGAGAAUCCAAAGAGAGUUAGGGGCGUGCUGGGGGGUAUCUUGGGCAUGGUGUUGAAGAAAUAA
This is a messenger RNA of Trichoderma aggressivum f. europaeum, 1470 nucleotides long. RefSeq lists its product as uncharacterized. The coding region runs from base 1 to 1470 and encodes 489 amino acids. The record is from RefSeq and is a predicted model, not a curated record. The transcript is spliced from 4 exons. NCBI's taxonomy places the organism in Eukaryota, Fungi, Ascomycota, Sordariomycetes, Hypocreales, Hypocreaceae.